Striga asiatica is the source of this 360-nucleotide messenger RNA. NCBI's taxonomy places the organism in Eukaryota, Viridiplantae, Streptophyta, Magnoliopsida, Lamiales, Orobanchaceae. The record is from the annotation of a GenBank genome assembly.
CUGGGCCUGGGCACGCGGAAGUCGAAGGUGGUGCUGUUCGUGUUCGGGUCGGAGGGACUGAGGGCGGCGGCGGAGCGGACGUGGCCGGCGGAGAUGCCGCUCGGAGAGGUGAACCGGAGGAUGAUCCGUGGAAUGGUCGGGUGCGAGAUGGCGCGGUUCAAGUUCCGGAAGGGGUGUAUCACGUUCUACGUGUACGCCGUCAGGAGGCGCGGCGAAUCCGGGUUCGGGUGCGCCGAGGAGCUGAGGGCGAUUUUGGAGGCGGUGGCGGCGCUGAAGGAUUUCCUCGACCACACGGCGAUGCUCGCGAUGCCUAACCAGAAGAGUAUAAACUACGCGCCGCCGGUGGCCGUAGCUCAUUAA